Molecule: messenger RNA, 498 nt
Organism: Periophthalmus magnuspinnatus
Lineage: Eukaryota; Metazoa; Chordata; Actinopteri; Gobiiformes; Gobiidae
Gene: psenen
Product: presenilin enhancer, gamma-secretase subunit
Biological process (GO): Notch receptor processing
Cellular component (GO): gamma-secretase complex
Source: RefSeq, a predicted model, not a curated record
CAAAAAGACGAGGAAGGAGACUUCGAUCGUAGCUACAGGAAGAACAAUAUCGAGAACACAUCAACCACUGUCUCUAGCGUUUGUCCACACGAAAACCUGGUCCAAGGACAAUGAAUCUGGAACGUGUUCCCAAUGAGGAGAAACUAAAUCUCUGUAGAAAGUAUUAUCUGGGUGGAUUUGCCCUCCUGCCAUUUUUAUGGCUUGUUAAUGUAAUUUGGUUUUUCAAGGAAGCCUUUGUAAAACCAUCCUUCACAGAACAAAUGCAAAUAAAAACAUAUGUGAAGAGGUCGGCACUGGGGGUGCUCCUGUGGGCUGUUAUCUUUGUACCUGGAUUACAGUGUUUCCAGCACUACAGGGCAGAGUGGGGUGAAGUGGGUGAUUAUUUGUCAUUUACAAUCCCCCUGGGCACCCCGUGAAUAUUUAAAAUAUAAAUUCUUUGUUGUUAACGCAGAAUGCUUCAGUUUUAUCCAACACACAUCUAAUUUGUUUUGUUUUUUG